This is a messenger RNA of Mesorhabditis spiculigera, 258 nucleotides long. The record is from the annotation of a GenBank genome assembly. Lineage: Eukaryota; Metazoa; Nematoda; Chromadorea; Rhabditida; Rhabditidae.
AUGAAAUAUCUGCUGGUCUUUUGUCUUCUCCUCGCCGUCGCCACGGCUCUGCUCUACAAAAAAGCCGCAUUGAACACCGGAAUAGUGCCCGGAGGAGUGGACACCGUGUCGCUCCCGAAUGGUGACCGUAUCCACUGCUCAACGAAUUCGGAUUGCCCGAAACCAUCUAUCUGUGUCUCCGCCGCCGGUGGCAGCCUCUGUUCCACCAUCACCGGUGUUGUUGGAGAAGGGCUGAAGGACGAGGAGUGCGAAAAUGAA